AUGACUGAUCAAACCAUCCAGACUAUUCACUCUUUCUUGCAGGAGAACAACAGCGAAGUCUCAUCGGGUGGGACCGUGAAGAGCUACAGUCAUGACACUGGCUCAGGCUCUGUCCUAUGUGUUGUGCAUGGCUGGCCUCAAAGCAGCUACAUGUGGCGUCACGUAAUUGCAGACUGGAAAGACAAAAUCUCCCUCUUCGUAGUCGAGCUCCCAGGCUACGGCUUCUCCUCUCUACCGCCCAAACACGGCAAACGCACAGUCGGUAACCUCAUCAUCGAAGCCCUCCAACAAGUUUUUGGCAAAUCCCGCCCAGUUACCUGGUGCGGUCAUGACCGCGGCGGUCGUGUCGGGCACCGCCUCAUCGUUGACAACAACCCCGCCCACAACAUCACCUCCGCCAUCCUGAUGGAUAUCGUCCCCACCACAGAACAAUGGAAAGUCUUCUCCAACCCGGCCGCAAGCGCAGCAUACUACCACUGGCCAUUCUUGGCGAUCAACACUGCUCCGCAGCUGAUUGAGAAAAUGGGCGGUGGCGAGUUCGUGCGCGUCAACCUAGAUCGCGCGAAAGGUGGGAACGCCGCAGGCACGGCAAAGUUCAAGGAGAAUGAUGCGGUGGCACAUUACGCACACCAGUUCAACAAUGCCGAGUGCAUUGCUGGAUCGUGUGCGGACUACGCCGCUGGUGCGACGGAAGAUGUUGCGGAGCAGGAGAAGGAUCAGAGAGAGGGGAGGAAGGUCAAGGUUCCGUUGAUGGUGAUUUACUCCGCCACCAAUCUUGGAAGAAUGCAUGAUGUGCCCAAGGCGUGGGGCGCGUGGGUUGAGGGUGGUGAGUCGGCGGUGAGGUUCGAGGGGAUUCCGGAUGGGUUUGGACAUUAUCUACCUGAAGAGUGCCCAGAGCGAGUUACGCCUUUGGUAUUGGAGUGGGUGGAGAAGUAUGGAAAGGCGGAGUGA
This is a messenger RNA of Fulvia fulva, 951 nucleotides long. Its product is annotated as Fluoroacetate dehalogenase. Gene Ontology annotation, molecular function: hydrolase activity. The record is from RefSeq and is a predicted model, not a curated record. Lineage: Eukaryota; Fungi; Ascomycota; Dothideomycetes; Mycosphaerellales; Mycosphaerellaceae. The transcript has 2 exons. Bases 1 to 951 code for a protein of 316 amino acids.